Molecule: messenger RNA, 22850 nt
Organism: Pelobates cultripes (western spadefoot toad)
Lineage: Eukaryota; Metazoa; Chordata; Amphibia; Anura; Pelobatidae
Source: the annotation of a GenBank genome assembly
UCCUCUACAGAACAGUGUCCUGUCUACUGGCACUAAUAGAAGCCGCAACUCCCCCAUGCUGGAUAGAGCCAACCUAGGACCCGGAUCUGUUCAGAAUGGCAAGGACAGGUAAGAAAACUUGUUGUGAUGGCAUGUUUUGUUUUUGUUUAUUUCUUCUCUCACUAGCUUUAUUUUUUUUUUUUUCCUUAAAGCAAAAGGGUAAAUAAAAUAUUGAACUGCAGUUUAAUCAGAAUUUUAGAAGUAUUGUCAUGGAAGCAUUUUCUAGUGUAUGUCAUUAUGGAUGUUUAAUAAACAAUGUUUUGUAAUGCAUUAGAAGCUCACGUUGUUCAUCCUUAAUUAAACUUGUUUGGCAUCGGAGUAUGAAGUGAAAGAUAUAAAGAUGUUUAGCAUUAUUGUACUUCAUCAUUCAAGAUGAUUAGGAUCAGAUUAGCUUCCAUCUGUCUCUGCUUACUCCCAAAUCACUGAAAAAGAAGGUUCAGACUCAUAGCUGCCUUGUGUUAAUGUCACUGUUUUAGGUGGCAUAUUCCUUCCAUUUUGUCUAGUUCAUUCAUUACAGUAAGUCUGUCCUUCAUACACUUUUCUUUUUUUAGUAUGUCUCCAUGUUCUGUUUUGUGUCUCCAUUCCCACUGUCCUCCAUCCCCAUUAGCUUCUCCACGCCUGGUUCCCGUGCUUCCACUGCUUCCGCCCCAGCCACUUCUGCUCGGAUCCGUCAGCACCAGAAAUCCAUGUCAACCUCUGUGCACCCCUCAAAACCCGCUCCCUCUUUGGAGGGCAACUGUGACUCCCAAAGAUCCAGGCAAGUUUGUAAGAGGUUAAAAGGAAUAUGAGUAAUCGUGUGAAAUUUGUCCCUGUUCAUUCUACUGAUAUUUGGUUGUAGAGCAGAUCACCAGGGAACGUGUGGAGUUUGUGUUGUAUGUAUACGCUAGUUUGAUAUUGUAGUUAUCAGUAGAGGGUCACAGAUGGCUUUUGUAGUAGAUAUUCAGGAAUGUGGCAAAAAUAUUUAAAAAGCUACUAAAGUAGUAUCAGAAUCUGCUUGUCCGGACAUAAAAGAAUUUCAGUUAAAAAGUUUGGGGACCUUGCUUAGACCUGGACAUUGACAGGAUUGCUCACUAAACUCUAAAUUUGAAUGUAAUUUAAGGGAAUUUAAACAUUGAGGCAAAAAUAGCUUAUCUGGAAAAAUUAUCUCCAACUUAGUCACAACUGAUUAUUUUUGCCUCUGUUUUUCCAUUUAGAUAUAAUUUGAGAAAAUUUGGAGUUUAGUGUCUUUUCCCCUGUCAACCUUUAUACUUUGUGUGUUGUAGUGACUGUGUUCAGAGUGUGUUGGCUGUAUGUAAUGCUCUUAUGCAUGCUUGUUUGCAGUGUGUAGGGUGUGUGAAUGGGGUUGCUGAAUGCAUGUAGUAUUUGGGGGUGAUCAUAUACUGUGGAAGUCUAGUAUGUGUCCUGAAUCCUUGGCUGUCUAAUGUAGAAAUGUGAGGUCUGCAUCUCCACUGGGUGACGACCUCCUUAAAUCACUCACUCGCAGGUCCUGCACUCAGUGAGCCAGAGUGCAGGCUGGGAAUAUCAGUUGCUGCACUGUAACUAAUUUCCUGAUGUUUAGUCCACAGAUAUUGGAAUCACAUGGAAAUCUGCUUUUGAGACUUACAAUAUGUUAGUCACGUUAUUAAUAGAUAAAUUAAUGUGUGUUUGUGUGUGUGUGUGUGUGUGUGUGUGUGUGUGUGUAGCCUUACUUGACUAUACCUGUAGUGUAUAAGGAAUAAAAUCCUCAGGCUUUUCUGUAAACUUAACUUGCUCUUGAGGUGUCCACCACAAUUGAGAUUACAAUUGUUCAAUCUCUUCUGAUCUUUCUCAAGGCCAGGUUUACUUACAUAGGACGCUCUACAUAACCAUUUAUCCUUUUAUAGAUAAAUUACAUUUGUCAACUAUAAAUCCAUUUUGGGCGGUGCAGCCUAACUGCAGAGUUGUCCAGACGCAUCUCGAGAGAGCUCGGAGAGCAACGAGCAAAAUGUAACUUUUAUAUCGACUUAUACUACAAAUAUCGACCAUUCACAUCUUGCAGUCUCAAAGCACUAUUGCGAGCUCCAGCAUAUCUAAGCCUAAAGCAGCUCUGCUGGGGUUUGGCAGUUCCUGGAGGUGAACCUAUGCCUCUGCCCUUGGUUCCCUGUCAUCUGCAGAGUAAAACUGAGCAUACACUAUCCCCCCCUCCCUGUCGGUGAGGGAAAUCCUGGCAUCUAUCACUGGUGCUCUAGUGCCCAGAGGCACAUUUUAUUAACUAAGCCAAGUGAGAGUGCCUUCUCGAACAUGGCGGACACCAACUACCUACUAGACAACAGAGACCAGCAGUCUCACGUUUUGAGCACACUGAGCCAGAUACUUGCAUACUUCUGGACUAAGCUCCAUCAUUGGCAACAUACCCUUGUACCAAGACAGCCGAUACCUAAACUUCCCCCCACCCCCCUGUAACACCAGAAGCUUUUUCAGAGCACUAUCCAGGCAGGAGAGCCCAUCUCUAAGCAAUCCUCCAGGCUGCAACAAUCGUUGCUCCUGCUGAAACUGAGAAAUGAGCCAUCGCACUGUGCCUACUUGGACCUAUCAUGGGCAAGCAGAGUCUGGCAGUUCCAGCAGCUGCCACAGUGGCAAGUGCACAUCUUCCAAUAUCCCUGUCUGAGUGGAUAGUCAAAUACAGGCAUGUGUUUUUUUUUUUUGUUUUUUUUGUGGCAUCUCACUACGGAGUGUAACUAAUGCUCUACCUUAUUUUUGUAAAUAAUGUGCAGUUUAUCGUACUUAUGUUAUCUGAUGGAUAUCACAAUUUACCAAUUAAUAUCUUGUAAACGUGGUAUCUUAUGUAUAUUUUUGCACAUCAAAAAUAUAGUAUUUAUAAAAGAAAAAAAAUCCUUUGAAACUAUGACGUCUUGGCACUUGGCUAAUCCACUUGCUCCAUGGUAACAUUGAAAACUCUUGUAUGUGAAUAUCUCCCUGCUGACCACAUAAUGUGGCUAGUGCAGUCUCUAAAGUUAGUCUUAAUGUGAUAUUUAUAUGAAUCAUCUGUGAUCAAGUUAUGAUUUGAGUUUGUUUUGGUAUUUCACCAAGUAUUUAAAUACACUGUAGUCACCAAAACAACUUUUGCUUAAUGAAGCAGUUUUGAUGUAUAGAUCAUGUCCCUGCAGCUUUACUGCUCAAUUGUCUGUCAUCUGGGUGUUAAAUUACUUAAUUAUGCAGAGCAGGAGAUCACUUUUACAGCAAGUUAACAUCUGAUUGAAAAUGAAACCAUUUUGUUUUCAUGCAGGCUGUGUCAUGGACAGAAACCAAAGUGAUUUAACUCCUAAAUAGCAAUAAAUUGAGCAGUGAGACUGCCGGGGCAUGAACUAUGCACAAAAACUCAUUAUGCUAAAGUUGUUUUGUUGACUAUAGUGUGCCUUUAAUGAUCUAAUUGAAUUAAUCGGCAAAAUAGUAAGCAUGGGGAUGCGUGCUUAGGAUGUAGAUAUUUGUAUUGGCAUUACUGGCAGUGGCUAGAUUACGUUUAUUCAAGCUUUAAGUAAAAUAAGCACUUUUGAGUUAUUUGUGCUUUAAGCAAUUGUUUUCAUAAGUGAAAUAGACCAUCCAGUUUGCUUAACCCCUUAAGGACACAUGACAUGUGUGACGUGUCGUGAUUCCCUUUUAUUCCAGAAGUUUGGUCCUUAAGGGGUUAAAGCAAAACUGGCAUCUAUUUCUUUAUUUUUUUACAAAAUUAGAUAAAAUAAACUAGAUGACUUUCCUCAGAAAUACAUGCUCUCAAACCCCUCCCCCCAAAAAAUCUGUAUAUUUGUACAUGAUGGGUGUUAAUGGUAAGAUCCACCAGCGCAGGUGAUAACAGGGAUAUUCUUGGUUUGCAGAGACUUACUUUGCACAUAAUUCCAGUGAUGUCAGUGCUUGGCAUCUAGCUUAUAUGAUUUGCAAGACAAUUCUAAUUCUGAAAACAUUAUAUUAAAAUGUCCUUUAAUAAAAGAAUAUAGUGGAAUUUCAAUUGUAUGCUGACAAAUAUUAUCGGUCUGUUUCCCUUCGUGAAAGCAUACAUUUGAAUAGGGUAUUGGAUAACCGGAAUAGCAUGUUGUUAAUUAUUUCCCCAACCUUCAUCGUCAGCGCUGUGUCAUCCAGUUCCUGGUUGAGGUCCAAUAAAAUGCUUCUUAUAGAGGAGCAUUGAUGGACCUGUGGCACAUGCACGGCGAGUGCUGCUAAUGCACCAAAUGGCGCACGCGGGAGGGAGGGAUGCCCAAAGAGUGGACAAAAGGAGGCAAAGUAGAAAGGAAGGGAUACAUGUAAUUUAAUUUUUGGAGUGAGACAGGGCUGGCAUAAGGAGGCGAAUUUAGUGGGGACGUUAGAAAAGCUAAUUACUCCUGAAGCCAGAGCUUAAAGGUAAUUUUUGCACUUAAUUAAAAUUAAGUAGCAUGGAACAGUUCUGGGCUGCCUAAUUCGCAUGUGCAGGGGGUGUAACAAACCUCUGGCACUAAAUUGCAGAUAUUCGUGUAUGUGCCGCGUUUAAAGCAGAAACACUGCACAUAUAGAUUCCUUUCUCUGUGACCACAUCUAAAAGCAGUGGCCAUGGAGGAUGGAGUGCCUCUGUAAAAGAGGGUUUCUGUUAAUGCCGAUUCACAUAUUCAUACCCCUUUUAAAUGUUAACUUUCGAUUACAGCAAAAACGAUAGACGCAGAGUGUUGCAUAUUUUGUUUCUUUCACAAUUUAAAAGUAGAUAAGCACACUGUUAUAAUGGCUGUUUCCUUUUAACAUUAUAGUACUUUUUUUUUUUUAUCCUUUAUUUUUCUGUGCAGAGGUGGUUACAGGCAUGUGUCAAGUGCCACAAAAGCACUCAUAAAUUGAGCAUCAGGUUCAUCACAGUGACAUUGCAAAGAAGUGCACAUUUUUGUUUAUUAGUUGGAAUAAGCUAGGAAUAACAGUAGCAUUAAUAAAGUUAGUAACCUUUGCCAUAUAAAAUUAGAACAUUGGGAGAGUAACUUUCUCAUGGCACAUAGCUGUAGCGCAAUGGGAGUGUGGCUGUGGCAGGGGCACUUGUUGUCGGUAUGAGCAUAGGUAGCCUAGAGUUUGGGCCUGGAGCGUGAUGUUCUGCUGUGUAUGGACUUGCGCUGGGGUCGUGCUAUGCUGGUGGAAGCUGUGCUGUGUUGCGUGGUAGGUGGUCUUUGCUUGGUGUGAGGUCGUAGCGAUUGUGCUGUAGAGCCGGUUCUUGUAUGAUAGUGAUGUGGUACGCUGGUGGCCCAUGUGGUCUGUCCACCUGGUACCGAGUUAUAGUGGGUGGUUUAGUGCCCCCGUCUGCUGCUGUCUAAGUGACCCCUAUUACCCCGGCGGGGGGGGGGGAGAGAGAGCUAUAUGUGAGUGGCUAUAGGGUGCCCUUGGCCGCAAGUGCUAGUGUGGGUGCUCCAUAACAAGAAGCCGCAAUAAAACUUUAACAAUAAUAUGGUUUAACUGGUUUAUAAGUUCAAUGGGUGCAGCAAGUGGUGUUGCUGAGGUAUGGUGGUUGGUAACAGUGGUGUAUCCUGGUUUUGUGCUGCCCUAGGCAGGACAAAACUCAAGCGUCCCCCCCCACCCCGCUUUCUAAAUACACACACAUUCACUGACAGAUACACAUACACACACUAACAGACACACACACACACUCACAGGCAAACACACUCACACUAACAGACACACACUCACUAACACACAGUCAGACACAAACAUACACACUAACAGACAAACACAGUCAGACACACUAGCAGACACACACUCACACACGAGCAGACACACACGCGCAGACGCACUCACACACGAGCAGACUCACACGCACUCACAUUAACACAUUUUUAUUUUAUAUCUAUUAUUAUUUAUUUCUAGUUCUACUUUUACUGAUAAAACAUAUAUAGUUAACCCCUUUUGGUAACGUGUUUACCUGAGCUUUCCUCUAGAGAGUGAAGCUCAUAGAGAACAGAGACACAAGCUGAUUAAGUAAACAUUUAAUCUGACAAAAAGGAUUCACAGUGCUGAGUACAAAAUACAGAAAUAAAUGACAUACAGAAAACAAAUUGCAAAACAGUACAUAAAAUAAAAUAGGAGAAAACACAAGAAAUUCCUUACAUAUAUUUACCCCAUAUAGAAUUCUUGUGGGAGUCUUAGAUGGUAUAGGUCUCCUAGAAGUUACUGACAAAAGAAAAAUGAAUAACUGAACUCCCUGGAUAGUCCAACACCCUCAUAUAUCUAAACUAGUUGUUUCUCAGUGGGCAGACCCCUGGGGGGGGAUCAGAGGGGGUUGCUCUGGCAGUCUAUUGCCCACUCUAUGAAAUUCCCUGUGUCCAGCUCUGGUGAUGGCUAUCUAGAUGUUUUAUGGUCUAGGCCUGGUGCAAGAUCAAAGACCACAAUAAAUGUCAUCCCAAGGUUUACAAAAAAAACAACUCUUAACAUAUAUAAACACACAUCAAACACCAACUCAUGCUUUUGGCAUGACAGAUACGGUGAGUGGUUUCGUGUGGUCUGCAUUACCGCCCUCUUGUCCCCGUGGUUUUGAAAACGAACCAGAAGGUCCCGUGGGGCCGUUGUUGGGGCCUUAGCUGCUCGUGGCAAGCGAAACAUGUUUUCUAUGGGCGCUUGGAAGGUAAUAGCGUCUGUAUUAGUCUCCGCAUUGUGUGAGGGAGCUCAGUCUACGGUAUCUCCUCUCCGAUGCCUCGGAUUUUAAUGUUCCGGCUGCGACUCCGAUCCUCUAGUGUUGCAAUGCGCUGCUCGUAGGUAAGGUGCUGUAGUUUGAGUUCUUGGACCGUUUGCUGCAGGAGCUGUGUUUGUUGCUUGGUGCACAGUGAGUCUGCCUCCAGGUCCUUGCGUAGUUGGGCCAUGUCGGCCUGUAUUGUUAGUUGGAGCUCCGAUAGGAGGUCUUUCAUGACCGUGAGUAGUCUGGUCUCGGGGGUGACUGGCGGGGUGGUAUCCCUGUAUGUGGAUUCUCCAUCUCCGCCUCUGUGGUGAAGUCGUCGGAUACAUCCGAGCCGUAGUUGUAGGCGGUAAUGUUUGGGCCUUGGGCGCUGAGCGCUUGCUUCCACAUGUCGCCUAUACUUUGAUGUUGCUGCGGGUUGUCGGGCUUUGGCUUUUUAGUUUUGCGUCCCAUAUCGUUAAUGGCAGUCCGCGGGUCAGUUUAGUGCCGCUUUUGUUGAUAGGUUCUUGUUAGUGGGCCCAAAGUGCUUGUUCGCUGCGGAGCUCGCUUGGCGUGCGGCCAUUCAGGUUGGUUGCUUGGCUCCGCCCCCUUAAAUACUCUUUUAUUUUAGAUUGGGGAAGGGGUACAUGAUGUAACAUCAUACAUUAUAUAGUAACUAGUAGCUCCAGGCAUUGCAUACGUGAGUCACAAGCACAAUGUGCACAUGUAUAGGUUAUUUGGUCGUAUGAUGACAGUACACUGAACAUUACAUCAAAGGUCCAAGUAUAUCAUGUUUACAGUUAUGAAGCCUUGCCCAAUCUCCAUUAUAUCAUGUUUACAGUUAUGAAGCCUUGCCCAAUCUCCAUGUGCCCCAGAGCUGCCACGUCUCUAGAACUAAUUUUGUAUAAGGAAAGAUAGAGGUGAAGCAAUGCUUAUAUCUACAUUGCCUGUAUACAUCUGUUAGCAACAUCGUAGUAGAUUUCCAGGUUUUUGCUAUGUGCUGCUGGGCUGUCAAGAUAAUAUGCAGUAUUAAUUUCCGUUUAAAUUUGGGUAUAUUAGGAAAAUUUUGGUUCGCAGUCACGUCCACUGUAAGGGAGUGAAUUGUCUCCCAACAUUGUCUAAGGGCUAUAAAGCUCCACCAUAUGUGGGUCAUGUUUUUUAGCACUGUUGCAUCGUCAACAGAGCGGAGAAGUGAGAGGGAACAUUUUAUAUAGCCUUGAUGGGACUGGAUAGCAUGUAUAGAGUACUUUCUGGUGUUGCGGAGCGUGUGUUGCGGAGCGUAUCAGACCCAACGGCCCAUUACACACAUUAUCCCAUUGUUUCGGAGAAGUGGAGCAUUGAAGCUCUGAUUCCUGUUGCUUUGCAUACUUUGGCUCUGGGAAAGUCAGAUGUGCUGAAAGCAAUCUCUAGCACAUGGAAAUCGUGUAGCCCCUUCUUUGAGCCAAGGUGCAGCAUGGAAUGUGGAAAUACAAUAAGUGAGGGUCUGGCAUUGCCAGAGAGAGGUUGGACGCACAUAGUUUUGACCUAUACUUAUCUCACGCCCAUAGAAACAGUUGUAUCUGAGAGGGAAUAUCUUUUAUAUUAGCUCAAUGGUGUUUGGGGAGCCACAUGAGGUCAGUAAAAUUGUAUGGUUUUAGAGAGGCUUGCUCUAAUUUAACCCAUUGGGGGCAUGUCUUCGUAGUGAAGUGUGGCAUGUUGGUAGCUUAUAUAGUGGCCCAGUAAUACAUUUGUACAUUAGGGACUGCCAGUCCACCAACUUUUGUCGGUGUUUGCAUGUGUCUAGAAUGUACUCUGGGUCGCCCGCCCGCCCGUCCACACAAAUUUGUUGAGAUCCGUUUUGUAUGGAUUUGAAGUAACAGUUUGGCAAAUCAAGGGUGAGUGUGCGAAAAAGAUACUGUAUUCUAGGGAGUAUCAACAGUUUGAAGGCUCUUAUACGUUCUGUCCAGGACAAAAAUAAAGGAGACCAUUUUUGUAACAAUUGUCGACAAACUGUCCAUACUGUGACAUAAUUGGCUGGGAGCAUAUCUGCUGGGUUUUUCUUAACUGUGAUACCAAGGUAUUUAUUUAAAAAAAAAUUUAAAAAAAUUGUAUCUGUUCUCCAGUCAAAGGCAUAUUGUGUACAAAACAAAAUUAGCAAAGUGGCUGAGAGCCCUUAAGCAGGGCCUGGGUUUUGCUAGUGUUAAGUGCAUAGUAAUAAACCGUACCAUAGUAUAUAGUACUUAUUUUAAUGUGUUGUCUUAUAUAAAAAUAGAAAACCAUUUUAAUUAUAUUGUGACAUCUUUUUAUAUUUAGUUUUUGUUUGUUUUUGUUUUUUUGUUGAUUUUUGUAUAUAUAUAAUGCAACUAUUUUUUUUUUUUUUAAUUGGGCCACCUUGAACAACCUUUCAGUCAAUAAGUAGCUUUGAUAACUAUUAUUCUUCACUGUAUCCAAGCACCCUUUUAUGACUGCUUUUCUGUUUUUUAUUUUUUUUUUAACACUGUAUUACACCCAGUAAAGGGCAAUACCAGAAAGCAAAAACCAUGCACUACUGGGAUUUAUUUUUUUAAUAAAAAAAAAAAAAAGAUGUCUACACUUUAAAAUUGAGAAAAUUGUUUUGCCUUCUGAUAAUGUAAAAUGGAAUCACCUUAUUUACCUUCUGGCUCUUUACAGCACGGCUCCACAGCGACUUCCAGUGGCAUCCCCUUCAGCUCACAAUAUUAGUAGUGCUGCCCCAGAGAGGGCCAACUUUUCCCGUGGUGUCACCAGCCGCAGCACUUUUCAUGCAGGUCAAAUUCGCCAAGCUCGGGACCAGCAAAAUCUGCAAUUUGGAGGUGUCACGCCAGCAUCUCCUUCAGGAAACAGCCAAGGACGACGGGGAGCAACAGGAAGCAUCUUCAGCAAGUUCACUUCAAAGUUUGUGCGCAGGUGAGAAUUAAUAUAUGUGAGCUCUAACAUAUUAGGGGAGUGGAGGAAGUUACUAUUGGCCUGAUCUCAUGUGUGGAUUUGUUUUUGUGAGAAAAUACGUUUUCUGUUAUCCCACACUAUGGCUUGGCAACUUAUAGAGUAAAUGAUUGCUUUUACAAGGUACUUUGGCAGGUCAUAGAAAAAAGUACUUAUCUAAAGAGUGUGUUUUCUUAUUGGAAAAAAAAAAGAGGAAGCAGAUUUACUGUAACACAGUGCAGACAUUUUUGCUAGGAAGUGAUUAGAAAAGUAUAUAUGCAAUAUUUAGACAUAAUAUUUUUUUUGUCCUGUCCCCUCACUUAACUUUUUUUUUUUCUGUUUUCCUCCCACACUCUGUCUAGAAAUCUGUCUUUCAGAUUUCCAAGAAGGUAGGCAUGGAUUCCCUCAAUCCUUCUCCCCUCCUGCUCAUACAUUUUUUUUUUUUUCUUUUACUUUAUGUCCACUAACCACCCUUUCAUUUGUCCCACUCAGUCUUUUUUUGGGUCAGUGUGCGUGUUUGUGGCUUAAUACAGAGAACUGUGGCAGAUUCAGGGUAUUAAAGAUGCACAUGUUAAAUCCUGCUAUUCACAUGAUAUCAAAAGUGCCAUAUAUUUCUUGCGGAGGGUACUGAACUGCCUCAUGUCUCUGACUGUCUUUUCCAAGGUGUAACCGUUACUUUCCAGAUCUUUCUAACUGUACUAUGGCACUUUACUCUCUGUGUUCUUAUUGCUAAAGAUUUGAUAGAUCUUAAUUUCUUUAUUUGGUUAUUUCUUCCCUUUGAACACUGCAGUUACUUGGUUAUUCCCUUAUUCAUAAUAAAUCCUAUUGCGUUUCCUGCUAGAGGUGAUCAUCAAUCAGAAAUGCAAACCCUUUUCUCUGAUGAGCUUAAGUUUAAUAUAUAAAUAAGCCUCUGUGGCUUUUUAUGAACUGUAAUAGAUCUGUUAUCAUCAGUAGCCUUCAAACUAACUUACUAUCUAGUAAAUAUUAUCCACAAAACAGUGCCAUCCUGUUUACCAGGCUUACGUGGUAAAUAAAAUCUUGCACACAGUGGCAUUUAUUUAUAAUGCACACAGCAUUUCCCCUGUUAGAGAAUAAUUCAGAAGCAUUAGUUGCUGGAAACACACCUUCUGCAGUGUUCUAAGGCCUUUUCACUUCUGGUGCUUGGCACUCUUUGCCAGCUUUAUCAGAGACAGGUGUGUCUCGUGUUUUGUUUUAUUAUUUUUCUUUAAUCUAUUUCCUCCACACUUUGCCAUACAAAAUUCUAUCUUCUCGCUGUCCCAUCCCAUCCCAAAACUCCCUGCUGUCUGCAUCUGGACACGUGCGGAAUCGCUCUGAGUGUGUGAAUAGAGGAGUCAUCUGCUCAUGCACGGCCACCUUCAUUCUGCAUCGGAGAGACUGAUAGAGGGCUUUAUCAGCUACUACAGCAUGUACCAACCAUUAACCUUCCAGAUGGGCUAUAGAACAACUGACUGUAAAACAGGACAGUAUAGGGGUAGUGAUACCUGCCAUUCGUUAGAAGGAAUCCUAAAAGUAACAAUGCUUGUUUAAAUGUAUGAAAAGGCAGAGUAUAGCAUUUUAAAUUUAAUUGUGUUUGGAGAAAUAAAUGAAAAAAUAUAAAAGGUAUUUUAUGGGGCUUAGACCACCACCUGGGAUGUUAGAUGAACCUAUGUUUGUUUGUGUGAGAGAAUUAAUUCAGUAGUGAGGAUAUAAGCUAUUUGUCAGUGCAGACAACAGAUAUAGGGUUUUAUGUGUUUGCUGAACAUUGGGUAUCUCAGUAUCAUUGUAAAGGCGAUCAUAAGAAUUUUGUCUGAUUUGUUUAGAAUUAGUUAUCAUAGUUACUAGGGCCCUCUUCAAUCAAAAUGAUGAUCAGUGCUACCACAAAUUAAGUUACCACCAUGGCCACUUCUGUGAUUUAAAGUGGUUAUGGAGUCAGGAGUCUAUAUGUAUAGUUUUUUGGCUUGAAAAACACUACACAUACUGAUAUUUGCAAUUUGUGCUGGAGACUAGUUGCACCCAAAGCACACGUGAUGUUGGCAAACCAGAACUCUGUUCUAAUGUCAAUUCUGUGCAUAAAUUACAUUUGUUAGCAUGCACUGCAGGUUGACAAAAGUCAAAUCUUCCACUUGCAGGCAGAGGCCAGCAAGGGGAAGCUAGCCCUCACCUUCCACCCUCCCUCCUUAUUGCUCAUUUGUUGUUUUAUUUUUUUGUUUGUUUAAACCCUUAUUCCCUCCUCUCCGCCUCCCUCCCGUCUCAUGUUUGGAGUGCGCACAUGUGCUAAGGGCCCUCGAAAAGGUCCAGUCACAGUUACCCAGCGCUGGAUUUCAGGUAAGUAAAACUUUUUUUUUUUUUUUUCAGGUUUUGCAUUCUCCACAUUGGCCAAUAGGGCAUAUUACACUUGAAAGAUCCCUCCUCUCAAAAAGGUUCCAGUAAUCCUUUAAAGUGACACCCCACUACCCAAAUAAAAAUCACUAUUUAGUAUAUACCCCUGUGAAAAAUUGCAUGCAUUUAAUUAUGCAAUUUUUUCUUUGGGGCUUGAUCUAAAAACAGCUUGUAAAAAAAUAAAUGUAUCUUGUCUGAAGUCUUUGCAACCUCCGCCACUUUCCCCCAAUCCAGCCCAGAUUUUCAAUGACUUGUCUAAUCACAGACUUCCCAAUACAGCUCAAAGUCUGCAGAAUAUAUAGGACAAUGUACCAUGGCGUCAAAACGCACCUGACCCCGAACACUCAUGAGGGUUCUAGAACCCUGGCUAAUCCAACCCACGGUCAGGGGCGAUUCGGAAAGGUGGAGGGGUCUGGCACUUACAGAAUGAAGAAGAACAGAAGAAAUGCACUCAGUAGUCGGAGAGAAAGUCAGGGAGGGAUGCAGGAGGAGGCGGCGGAAGAGAGCCUGACAGGGGAGUAGCUCUGCUCCAGAGUCCUGUGUGGGUCCAGCAUGCCACAGCCACCAUGGAGCACCGAAGAGCACCUUGAUAAAGAUACACGACUAGCUAUGACAGGCUUUGAGGAAGAACAAAGACUUAGAUGUGUUCCUAAAGGUCAAUUAUUUUGAUCUUUGCUUCUACUAAAAACAAAUACAAUUCUUGCAGCACCCUUUUCUACAACCAUGAUUUCACUGAUCAUUUCUUGGAAAUGGCUUUGACUAGCCCUUGAACAUUGUUAGAAGCUCAGCGCUGAUUGGAAGGGUUGGUUUUUUUUGUUUUGUUUUGUUUUUUUUAUUUUUUUUAUUUAAGCUGUGCAUGAAUGGUUAUCCUUGUGAGUUGCUGAAAUCAUGAAAAUGAUGAUGUCUUGAAGCAGUUGGCUUUAAAAAUAAAUCCAAAACAUAUUAUGUACAAUAAUAUGAAGAGGGAAAAAGGGGGACAAACAUCUUUGCAGAGAAUGCCAGGUAAAUCAGCUAUUUACAUCCACAUCUAUGGGACAGUUUUCUCUUCAGGUCAGUGGAAGCCGCUUGCAUUGUUUACAAACAUUCUGAAAUGCCGUAUUGACAACUUACAUAUAGGAAGUCACUGGGUUCUAAAUUAUCAGCUGUACCUCCUUAACCAGGUCCAAGGAGUGAAAACUUAUUUUGGAAGUUAUUUUUGAAGCAUUACAUAUCAGAGUUGUCCUGAUGAGCAGCUCCAGCCUAAUUUUUGUUCCUCUUUAGCCAAUCUUGAUUUGUUUGAGGGGAAAAUCUGAGAACUGCCCAUGUUACAAGCUUUUAACCAUUCUGUCUCUUACACACCAAAGUGUUUGUGUUUUGUUCAGUAAUAAUUUUUAGUUAGUCAUAUCUCAUAUUGGCCAAACUUUCUGAAUAACGUGCCAAAACAAAUCCUUAUUGAAUUCAAUAUGGCCUCAUCUGCAUCAGUUGAACUAAUUUGCAGAAACAGAGGACAUCCUUGGAAAUAAAAUAAAUUGCAAAAGAGCUGGAAAAUAUUAAAAUGAAAAUGGUGAGCCCAAACCCAUUUCACUGAGCAGAGGUAAGAUGAUUACAUGUACAAUUCUGCUUACAAUGUAAAGGAACACUCAAUGAUGGUGCUGACACCAGUUUUAAAUGUUUUGUAUAGAUACUGCAUUAAAAAAAGAAUAUACUGUAAAGAAACAUUUGAAUAGUACAGUGGCAAAGCAUUAUAAAUUAAAAAACACCAAAUGAUCCUACAUGAGUGUAGACAGAUGGGUCCUUUUCCCACUAGACAUACAAUGCAUCACCAUCCCUGGGUUCUGCAUACAGCACAUGAAUCCUAAACCCAAUCAAAUGGAUUAAAAUGUCAUUGUGCGCCCCACCUACACUGCAUAUUAUGUCUAAAUAUAAUUUUGUUUUUGAAUAAGGGGAGAUUUUUAAUCAGUUUUAUCAAGUAUUGCAUUCAAGUCCUGUGUGAAGGACCUGUCACUGGUGAUAGAGUUUUAUAUAAAGCUAAAUAUUUUUUCUUGGGUAAAAUAAUGGUAAUUUAGUUACAGAAUAUGAUCAUAUAUUUUGUAGGCCUGUCACUGGUCAAAAGAUACACUUUUGUUUCAUUAAGGCACAUGAAUUCUUUAAACACCUGCUUAAAAGUUAUGUAUGUAGUCCAACAUUUCGGAAGCAGCUUCAUUCAUACAUAGACCCUGAAAGGUAUGAGAGACAGUUAGAAAUGUGGAAACAUCUAUGAUCUGCUCUUGGCAUGUAGGCAAACACCAUACAAGGACUAUUAUAGCCAAGAUGAAGCUGUAACUUAUUGGAGCAUAGGAUUUUAAGAUUAGAAAUCUAUUUUUCUUCCAAGAAAAGUCCCAGAGCUGUCGGCCUAUCAGUGCGGUUGCACAAUUUGUACCGUUAAUGCAAGUGUAUUUUCUGCAAUAAUGUUUGGAUUUGUGUGUGUUUCUGACUGUGUCCAUAGGCACACACUUUUACUGGAAUGCAUUUCACAAAGUGAAAUGCAAACCUGCAUGAUUUAACUAGUAUAUUGCAGAAUCAAAUAUGUUUAGCCCAUGCAAUAAAUAACUUCUAGCAAUCUAGCACAUUAUUUCAUAAAACUCUAGUAGUGAUUUGAUAAAAGAUUAGGUUGACAUUAAUUUCUAGACACUGGUCUCUAGGGACGGACCAUUAAAUACAUUAAAAACUGUUCAAGACACCUCUUUACUGCAAGAUGACAAAAAUACAGAUAUGGGGUUCUGUGAGUGCAGGAAAGGCUGUCACAAUUGUUUAAUAAAGUGAACCUUAACAACAGAGAUAUAAAGGGUAUUGACGCAUGCACAUAUGUUGCAGUGACCGAGCUAUCUUUAACCAUACAGUUUUUAAUGCAUGAUUAACUACAAGCUGCAACUAUAAGGAUCAGCCAGGAUUUAAAUAGAACUCUAACAGCACACUGAAUUUCAGUUUGUGACUAAACCACCAAACAUUUAACUUUUCGUUUACUGAUCAAAAUUCACCCAUUUUGAUCAGUUAACUCAAUAUUGUAAUAAAAGUGUAGACUUUUCUUACUGAAGAGGUGAAACGUUGUGAAGGGACUAGUUUAGUAAGUUUUAUUUGCCAAGAUACUUGGAAGAUAAAACUAACAACUAGCACUCUGUUGUUUUUUUUGGUAAGCAUCGGCUGAAAUCAAUCCAUAUAACAUAAGAUCUAGUAGCAAGCUUUAAAAGAACCACAAAUGCUUGUAAUUAUUUUAAAGGAAAAAGUACACUUAACAGACAGUUUAGUGCACCUUUCUUCAACGAACAUCUACAAGCAUAGCCAACACAUUUAUGUCAGAGGGAGAGUACUGCUCAACACUUCCUCUUGCUACUAACCAUUGAUAAGUGGAAAUUUAGCUUUUGAGGAUUGCCAUGGACAACCACCCUUUUUUUCUAUUCUCCCUCCCACCUUAAUUAGUGUGGCAGUGCCUGGUUGGAAUUCCUUUUUUUCUGCUUCUUACUGUACAUACUGGCUUUUUGGAACCUUUUUGGGGGCCUCUAUCAUAAUGUGGAUUUCUUGUCCAAAUAUACAAAUUGUGUUUAUUGUACAAGACUGUUUUGUCUGAAUGAUGUGUAGACAAAGCUGAGCUUUCUGCUCUUGAAAGAGUUUGGUUGACUGUUUGAUAAAUAUUGAAAAGCCAACCAUUGCUCUGCAGAGUUUAGAGUUCACACACUGAAUUGUUUUACCUCUCUCUUUUGAGGAACCCAAAUGACCCAGAAGGGAAAGAACGAGUGGAGAGCACCAGGUGAGAGAGCCCUGUCUCAUUAACUUUUUUUUUUUUUUUUUGUCCUUUUAAUACCAGUUAUUGAUUUUUAUUUUUUUUUUUACCAUCUUCUUUUUGACACUCCCCAUCUCUCAUUUUGUGCUACUUCUUUUUGUCUUCUUUUCCUAUGCUUUUUAUUUCAUACAUUUUAUUUUUCAUUUAAUGCCUUCCUGUCACCUUUCUACCACUGGGCUCUUUCUAAUUCUCCUUCUGGAUUAAUUUAUCAUGUUAACCUGCUCAUUCCAGUUGUACAUUUUGGUCUUUCUCCCCUAUCUCUUGUGAACUGUUACUGCUGCAGAGCAACACACAUCUGCUGUGUGUGUUGGGAGCUUUAUUCACUGACCUGGGAACAGGAGAACAUUGGCAAGGGGAUUGCAGAUGUCCAGUAAACCAAAUUCAGUGAAUUAAAAACAAAAUUGCAACAAAAAAAAACUUUAUCAAAUCGGCUCUUUUAGUCCAACGUUUGCUAUUUUGAUUUCAAUUUGCUGCGAUUUGAAGUUUAAUGAAUAAUCCUGUCUAAUGCAAAACUACCUGAAUAGAACAGCACUUUAAUCUAAGCUGUUUAAUUCACAUAUAAGAGAUAGUUGAAGAAAAGAAAAAUAAACUCCAUAGUGCAAUGAUGGCGAACCUAUGGCACGCGUGCCACAGGUGGCACACCGGCCCUCUCUGUGGGCACGCGGCCAUAGGUUCGGCAUCACUGCAGAGUAGGCACCUGCCUGCCCGAAACGGCAGGCGCCUACACUGCUUCCUUGUUGGCAGGACUCGGAAGCAGGGGGCAGGCAUCUAGGAAACAGCUCUUCUGUCCUCCCGCGAGCUGUGUGAAGUGUUGCCAUGCGUUACCAUGGCAACGCUCCACACAGCAUCGCGCGGGAGGACAGGAGAGCUGCAGGCUCCUGUCCUACAUACUUACCACCACCAGGGAUGGCUGUGUUCCCCCCCUCCCCUCCACGGUAAGAUGAAGGGGGGGAGGAAAUACUGAUUCAAUAUGCUUUAUUUAUUUAUUUUUUUUAAACGUUUUUAAUGUAUCUUAAACCCCCCCAACAGAGCACCCCUACCCCCCCCAACAGAGCACCCCUACCCCCGCCCCCCAACAGAACUCUCUGUUUUGUCUUUUAAAACAAAAGAAGUUAACUAGUUCAGACAACUGUAUGAGUUGUUUUUUCUGAACUUAAAUCUCAGUAUUCAGGUUUAUUUGCUGUGUUGGCACUUUGAGGAAAAAAAAGUUGACAUGUAUUGCGGUUUGGGCACUCGGGCUCAAAAAGGUUCGCCAUCACUGCCAUAGUGCCUAAUCAUUAUUCAAAAUAUUUAUCAGAUAGACAACUUGUUGCAUUUGUGUAAUACCUAGAACAGAAGGUUUGAUUUAUAGCUGAAGACUCAAACUGGUUUGUUGGCACUUGACAAAUUGCAAAUGUUGCUUAUGGUAGUUUGGAAGUGAAUGGACAGUUCACUAUUUAUUUUUUAUAAAUGAAAGAAAAUUAGAGGUACAUUAUUAUUGUUGGCAUUGCACAAAUUUACCUUACAGAAUACAAUUAAUUUGAAUGCUACGUAUAAAAUACCUUUUGUAAUGCUUGUUAUUUGCUGUAAUAAUUCUGAUAAAAUGUGACCGUGUCUUGCCUUAACUCUGUAAACCAUUUUUUCUGAGUAAUAAGGGACACUGCAUGCUGGAAGCAACCCCCAGUUUUUAAUUCAUUAUUGAGAUUUAUGCCACCAUCACAUGCAGGUCCCUAAAGAACUUGUAUGUAGCAGCAGAGAAAGAGUAAGGUCCUGAGCAGGUUACCAGUUUGCCUCUCCACCCUCCCCUUCCACCCUUUUUAUUCUUCAUUUAGGGAUGGUCAUGUCAGUCGCCCCGUCUAACCCCUGGGCCCUAGGGGUUGUCUUAUGAUUAAUUCUGCUCUGUUUGCAUGGACUGUAUUGUUUAUUUAGCAUUUGUUGUGAUAUACAGCUCUGUUAAAUAUGAUAUUCCAUAGCCAUAUUUCAUUUUGAUGUAGGGUCUUUAAAGGGUAUUAUUUGGCAGUCAGUCAGUCAUUGGUCCUUAAGAGAUUAAAGUCCAUGCUGCUUCAGAUCUACAGACAAACAUAAGCAGAGAGCCCAUCGCAGACCAGUCUCCAUAAGUAUGGAGUCACCCAUUCUGUUGCAUGGGCUUUGACUUUGUCCCAAAAAUCCUGUCAAACAUUUUUUUUUAAUUUUAUUUUCUUGUGAAUGGGGCUGUACACUAAAUUCACCAGAGCAGCCACCCACCCAUGCAUGUUUACUACUGCAUCUCUCACAUAGCUGGGAAGGGAAGGUAGGGACUUGAACAAAUGUCCGCACACCACAUUCACAUACUGUACAGAUGAUUGAGGUCAAAAAAGGGCUGGGCAUUAAGCUACAACAGCCAACUGUAUAAGAAACAAGGGCAGGGUCCUUUAGGCACCAUAGCUUAUGCAAUUAGCUUUACAAAUGAAUUAUGAAAAUGCAGCAGACAAACAUUUUUGUAAAGAUCUUUUUGGUGCUGCAUGUGUAUGACUAAUGCUCUGCCUGUCACUUCAAGAAAGGAAACAAACCGCACCGUAAUCACUACAGUGUGCUGUAGUGGUUAUGGUGCCAUGUGAGACCUGACAUCCCUGACAAUGUAAGUAGUUUGACAGCUUACCAUGGGUUCACUGGGUACUAGUCACAUCCAUGAGUGCCAGAAGAUCAUCCAUAAAAAGUAGAUAACACAAUGUAUAGACUAAACGGCUAGAAAUAAAUAUACAUGUAGUUUAAUCUGUACUUGUUAAAGGGACAUGAUAGUUUCAAAAACAACUUUAGCUGAAUAAAUCGGUUUUGGUGUAUAGAUCAUGUCUUUUUGGUGUAUAGAUUAUGUCUCUAAUGUUUCACUGCUCAAAUCAAUGCAAUUGAGUAGUUAAAUCACUUUUGUUUCUGUUUAUGCAGCUCCAGCCACACCUUCCCGUGGCUGUGACUGACACAGCCUGCAUGAAAACAAAAUGGUUUCAUUUUCAAUCACAUGUAACAUACUUAAAAAGUUUUAUCUCCUCCUCUGUAAAGUGAACUUUAAUCACAUACAGAAGGCUCCUGCAGGGUCUACCAAGCUAUUAACAGAGCAGGAGAUAAGAAAUGUUAAAUUAAACAGGAUUUGCAAUAAAGUAUAAACAUUAGAUGACUCUUUACAGGAAGUAUUUAGGAAGGCUGUGUAAGUCACAUGCAUGGAGGUGUGAUUAGGGCUGCAUUAACAAAGUGAUUUAACUCCUCAAUGGCAGAUAAUUGAAUAGUGAGAUUGCAGAUGCAUGAUCUGUACACCAAAACCGCUUCAUUAAAGGACCACUAUAGUGCCAGGAAAACAAACAGGUUUUCCUGGCACUAGAGGGUCAUUGGAUCCCCUCUCCCGCUGGGCUAAAUGGGUUAAAAUCGGUGCCAGCUGUCAGUGAGACAGCCACUAGAGGCUUGAUUAACCCUCAGUGAAACAUAGUUUCUCUGAAACUGCGAUGUUUUCAGCUGCAGGGUUAAAACUAGAGGGAACUGGCACCCAGACCAUUUCAUUAAACUGAAGUGGUCUUGGUGCCUAUAGUGGUCCUUUAAACUUAAGUUGUAUUGGUGACUAUAGUGUCAAUUUAGGUAUUCUGCCAACCAAAACUGAGCUUUCUUUACUAUUUAACAUAUACAGUUCUGUCUACUUUGUAAGCAGGGACAAGAUUGUUUAUUAGAACAUAAAAUAAAUAUCAUCCUCAUUCUCUGAUGAAUUUCGCUUUUUCAUAUCACUUUUUUGAGUAUAUGUUCUAGGAAUGAACCAUAAAAUAUUUCCCACAGAAUGAAUUUAGAAUCUUACUUCUCAGUAAAUGUAGCCGUUAUGAAUACUGUUACAUUUACACACGGUAUAUAUUUAUUUUUUCAAAGCAAGCAUAAUAAAAUUAUUGAUGUUGUUUGUGCAUCAUCUUGAAGAUACUGAGUGAUUUUGAAUGGCAUUAAAGAGCUAUUUUUGUGCUUAGGUUGCAGAAAAAUAUUUGACCGUAUGUUUGUACACACAGGCCUCAGCUCACAGUACUAGACAAGGAGAAAGAGGACUUGCGGGACUCCAAGCCACGCUCGCUACGCUUCACCUGGAGCAUGAAAACCACCAGCUCCAUGGAGCCCAAUGAGAUGAUGAGUGAAAUUCGCAAGGUGCUGGAUGCCAACAACUGUCAGCACGAAUCACAAGAGAAGUACAUGCUGCUUUGUGUUCAUGGUUCACCAGGCCACGACAGCUUUGUGCAAUGGGAGAUGGAGGUGUGCAAGCUUCCACGCCUAUCACUCAACGGCGUACGCUUCAAGCGUAUAUCUGGCACUUCUAUGGCAUUCAAGAACAUUGCCUCAAAAAUUGCAAAUGAGCUCAAGCUUUAACGAGGAUUCUUCUUUUUGAGCGACAGUGACAGACUUGCAAAUUAAACUUUUACAGCCACCCCUAACGGUUGCCCAAAAGGAAGAUAUGGAGAACACCUUUAUUUCUCCCAUCUGCCCCGUUCUGGAAGGGGCAGGUCAGGAAAUGAGGACGAGACCGGCUGGGCGGACAGAAAUAACUGCUUUUCCUUUCAUUGUAGGUUUUGAGGGUAUUUUAUUUGGAAUAGAUUUAUAAUUAUUUUCUUUUUUUUUUUCUUUUUUUUUUUUUAAAUGGGUUUGGGACUCAGAUUAUGUAAGAUAAAUGGGCAGGGGUGAAAGGACACCUUAAGUUGGUAAACCCUCCUGAAAAUGUUAUACAUGUCAGCUAAUGCUGCUGUUAUCCCUGGUACAGAUUAGGAAUCAGAGGAUAAAUGACAUUAUGGACAUGAGGUAGGGUAAUCCCUGCAUUCCAUGCUCUAGAACACAAACAAGUUUCAUGUCCCAUUGUACAGAAAGAGUUUAAAAUCAUGUCUUAGACACUGAAAUAAUAGCUCAGGGUGCCCAAAAUAUACAGGUACAGACAGACGCACACACAGUAUGUAGGAAGUUUGUGCGGUGACUGAAUUUGUAUGGAGGAAACCUGGUGGGCAACUGAUUUAUAAAUAAAUAUAAAUACAGGUUUAUUUUUUUUUUAUUAUUAUUUAUUUAUUCCCAUGGUAAAUGUCGAAGUGGUAGCUGUAUCUGCAAGGCUUCAGCUGACCGUUAAGAAGUCUAGUAGUUUGUACUUGAUCACCCACUCACAGGUACACAAGUCGAUUCCAGUCACACUCUCAGAUAAGCACACACACUGGAAGUCUUAUUCAUGCCUUCUUGACUAGCUACACAAAAAUAUUUUUUUUCCACUUUCCUUAGAAAUUUCUUGUGUGAAAAAGUAAUGUUUAUUGGGUAAUAAGGUAAACAUGUUCAUUUGGAGACUAAGUGUGUGCCUCUUAUUAGAAGAAAAGUCUCCAAUGAACAAUUUCAAAUAACACAUUUUCCUGCAGGACGUUGACAUGGAAACAGCCCAGUGUCCUGCAAUUUUAACGCAGUGUAAAACACCACUUUUUUUUUUUUUUUUAGAGGAAUGAUAUCAGCCAUGAAAUAAAGCCCAUAGUUAAGGCAGGUCUCUAGAAAAGCAAAAUGAAAAUGUGAAGUCAAACAGCAUAAAUUAUGAGAUACAGCUUAAUCACAGGGACAUUUGCAGUUAGCCAGUAUGCAGAGAACAGCAUUAUCCAGCAUACAGGAAUCUUAUCAACCCCUUUCCUGCAGGAGGAGCUAUAUCUGAUGUAUAUAUCUAUCUGAAAUUAAUAUGUGCUUGAUUCCGACCUGCAAAAGAGGGGUAGCACAGUUACUGUUGCCUCACUCACUGAUCGAUUACUGGCGUUAAUGGAUUUUUCCGGGUUUUUUUGUUUUGUUUUGUUUUAUUUCAUUAAUUUUUUUCUGUUUGUGUGGAUGAUUUCAUUGCUGUUUAGAAAAUGAAAGAAAAAGUUGAUAAUGACUUAUUUUUAAUAUUGAAACAUAACUGCUUCCACAAAGUGCCAUGUGGUAGUUUUUUGUUGUUUUUUUGCCACCCCUCACCCCAUUUCUUUUCUGUGCCCAUUGCUGACUCUUAGAAGAAUAAUGUAUGCAUUUAAAAAAAAUGAAGGUUAAAUAUAGUUCACAAAAGAAUUGAUGCCAAUAAUUGAAGGGAAAAAAAUUAAUGACUGAGGAAACUUUACAGCAGAGUCAAAAAAGCAGGUUAAAUCCUUUUUUUUUAUUAGCCUGACCAGCUUGUAACACCACCAUAUUUGGUUCAGUCAUAUCCCUAAUGCAGAUCAUCUCCCCACAGCAACAGGGCAAUGGUAACUAAUCAGUAACUGAAAUAUUAUUCUUGGUUUGCCUCUAUCAAAUGAAAUAAUGCACGUGUUGUGGCAGGUGGGGGGAUCCUACAUUUAGGGGACUUACCACAUAUCCUGUGCUAUAUAAAGUGCACCCACUAUGAAGAGCCUGGUGCCUUCUGACAUGGUUAUUCAUUCAAGUGGGAAUUAAGAGGACAUUUCAAGUUAUAGCUUACAUAACUGAGCAGUAGUUCAGCUAUUUUGGCUUUAAUUCUGAAAUUCACUUUGAAUUCUUACCUGUACACGAUUCAUAAUAAUAUAGGAUAAUCCUGUGUAUAUAUUCUUGGGUGAGAAUGGAAUAUACUUUCUACAUGUUGACUUUUCAUUGCUUGACCAGGCUUCUGUGAAAAACCCAGCUGCAUGGGAGCUAGCUAGCCUCAGCAUGUGACUUUGCAAGGUUAAGAAGCCAUUGCAAUUAUGUCAUCAAGAGGUGUGCAACAGUCUAUUAAUAGUCUGUGUACACCUUGCUGCUCUAUGGCCCAGGGAAAGGGCAGUCCCAGGCAGCAGGCAAGAAGGGAGACUCAAUAUACAGGGAGUGAUGAGUGGAUGUGUGUUUGAGAAGAUCCAUGUUUGCAAGUAUCCGAGUGAGUGGGCAAUAUUUGUGUAUAUCAAAGUAUGUUUGUAGGAGGACUAAAGCUGCCUAAACUCCUUUUUAGUAAUUUUUAUUUGUAAAUAAAGGCAUAAAUACCUUCAGAGUGUUCAUGGAGCUCUUCUCUGGUGGGGAAACAAACUAUUUGUUGUUACAUAUGGUGACUUAAAAUCUAUGACUCUAAAGAAGUAGAUUGGACAUUGACAGUGUAUUAUUUAUUAAAACAUCACACUGGAAUUAUAUAGCCAAGAAGAAAUGUCAUGUGGUUACUGUAGUGGUAGCCGCAGUUCCCAC